UUGGCAUGUCGAUUGGGUACACAGCAGUUGUACAGUUGCUCACGUGAUCGUACUGUUAAACUUUGGAAUUUAGAUGAAUUAGGAUAUGUGGAUACGCUGUUUGGUCAUGUUGAUGCCAUCGCUGACAUUGAUGCCUUAUCUAGAGAACGCUUUAUCACUGCUGGAGCCCACGAUCGAACGCUGAGGUUGUGGAAAGUACCGGAAGAAACACAUUUAAUAUUUAAUGGUUACGCAUCGUGUGUCAGUAUUGAUUGUGUGGCUCUAAUCAACGAAAAUCAUUUUGUUUCAGGAUCAGCUGAUGGAAGUCUGUGUGUUUGGUCAAUUUUCAAAAAGAAACCAGUAUGUUUACAAAAGGAAGCACACGGCUGCGGUCACGACAAUCAGCCCAACUGGAUAGUAUCGGUUGCAGCACGACGUUACACAGAUCUGAUUGCAUCGGGUUCAUGCGAUGGAUUUACCGGAUUCAUCAACUGUCUGAAAUUUUCGGAUGAUGGUGAGGAAGUUGUUUGCGCUGUUGGCCAAGAACACAAACGUGGCAGAUGGUGGAAAAUCGGGGAUGCUCGAAAUGUUAUCACAGUAUUUGCUCUUACAUAUACUGAGGAAAGUGCAUAA
Molecule: messenger RNA, 612 nt
Organism: Gongylonema pulchrum
Lineage: Eukaryota; Metazoa; Nematoda; Chromadorea; Rhabditida; Gongylonematidae
Source: the annotation of a GenBank genome assembly